Sceloporus undulatus (fence lizard) is the source of this 337-nucleotide messenger RNA. Its product is annotated as U6 snRNA-associated Sm-like protein LSm3. The coding region runs from base 1 to 309 and encodes 102 amino acids. The record is from RefSeq and is a predicted model, not a curated record. Gene Ontology annotation, biological process: P-body assembly; mRNA splicing, via spliceosome. NCBI's taxonomy places the organism in Eukaryota, Metazoa, Chordata, Lepidosauria, Squamata, Phrynosomatidae. Gene Ontology annotation, cellular component: U6 snRNP; catalytic step 2 spliceosome; precatalytic spliceosome. Gene Ontology annotation, molecular function: RNA binding. The transcript has a single exon.
AUGGCAGGCGAAGUAGACCAGCAACAAACUACUAAUACUGUAGGAGAACCUUUGGAUCACAUCAGACUUAGUCUUGAUGAACAAAGUUAUGUAAAAAUGAGAAAUGACCGAGAACUUCGAGGCAGAUUACAUGCUUAUGACCAGCAUUUAAAUAUGAUUUUGGGUGAUGUUGAAGAGACUGUGACAACAAUAGAGAUCGAUGAAGAAACAUAUGAGGAGAUCUACAAAUCCACCAAGAGGAAUAUCCGAAUGCUGUUUGUCAGAGGAGACGGAGUUGUACUUGUCGCUUCUCCACUGAGGGUUAGCUGAAACUAUGAAAAAUGGAUUAUUUGAACCU